This is a messenger RNA of Poecilia reticulata (guppy), 1485 nucleotides long. The record is from RefSeq and is a predicted model, not a curated record. Lineage: Eukaryota; Metazoa; Chordata; Actinopteri; Cyprinodontiformes; Poeciliidae.
GUGACCCUGAAACCCAACUGGUCUCCUAUAUAUAAUGGAGAGACGGUCACUCUGAGCUGUGAGAUCCAGGGAGGAGGAGGAACUGAGUGGACAUAUGAAUGGAGACCAACCAGGUUAGAUUAUUCUCCAACAUCCAGUGAAUACAGGAUCAGCAAAGCUCACAGUGAUUCCAUUGAACCCACUGUGACCCUGAAACACAAAUGGUCUGAGAUAUUCAGAGGAGAGACGGUCACUCUGAGAUGUGAGAUCAGAGGAGGAGGAACUGAGUGGACGUAUUAUUGGAUAAUAAAUGACAGACACUAUCAAAUAUCCACAAAUAAACCUGCAGCCAAACUAACAGCCAGUGAUACAAUCAUACCAGCAGGGGGCAGAAUAACACUGACCUGCUCUGUUAGUGGAUCUGAUGGCUGGAAGUUUGAUUUGUUAAGACGGCAGUCAGUGGAUCAUACAGCUCAGCCCAUCAGAAUCAAUGAACCAGAUGGAGUCUUCAACGUCUCAGAUGAAGGUGUUUACAGCUGCAGAGGAGGAAGAGGAGGAAGAGGAGACCCAGUUUUCUACACUGAAACCAGUGAUAAAAUCACCAUUUGGAAAACUGUUUCCAUCAAACCCACUGUGACCCGUAAACCCAACUGGACUCAGAUAUUCAGAGGAGAGACGGUCACUCUGAGAUGUGAGAUCAGAGGAGGAGGAACUGAGUGGACGUAUGAAUGGAGACCAAACUACAGAAACUCUCCAACAUCCAGUGAAUACAAGAUUAUUGCAGCUGAURGAGACAAAUUCAGCUGCAGAGGAAAAGGAAACUAUCAGUUCACAGAGUGGAGUGAUGAUCUGUCAUUAAYUGUUUCAAAUAAACCUGCAGCCAAACUAACAGCCAGUGAUACAAUCAUACCAGCAGGGGGCAGAAUAACACUGACCUGCUCUGUUAGUGGAUCUGAUGGCUGGAAGUUUGAUUUGUUAAGACGGGAGACAGUGGAUCGUACAGCUCAGCCCAUCAGAAACAGGGAACCAGAUGGAGUCUUCAUCAUCUCAGUUGAAGGUGUUUAUAGCUGCAGAGGAGGAAGAGGAGAUCCAGUUUUCUACACUGAAACCAGUGAUAAAAUCACCAUUCAUGAAACUGUAACUGUAUCCAGUCCUGUCAGCUCUUCACUUUCCAUCAUGUUAACUGUUGGAAUCGUUCUCAUUACUGUCAUUAUUCUCCUGGUCUUGUUGUGGCGCUGCAGACGGUCCAAAGAUUUAAGCAAUAUCAGAUUGAAUCAACCAGAGAGCAUCAAUCCAGCCUCAGCCACRGAUCAUGRAGUGACCCAGAAUGACGGUUCUGUUUACAGCUCUCUGCUUCAUGGUGAUGAUACCCUCUAUGAGACAAUCCAACUCAGCAGAACCUCAGGAAACGAUUCAGCAGAGAUGAUUCAUCAUCCAGCGGAAGAUUUUGACUAUGCUAAUGUUGACCAUGGAAAGAGGAGCAACAGCUGCAGCAGAGGUGAAUGA